Molecule: messenger RNA, 506 nt
Organism: Xenia sp. Carnegie-2017
Lineage: Eukaryota; Metazoa; Cnidaria; Anthozoa; Malacalcyonacea; Xeniidae
Product: histone-lysine N-methyltransferase set-17-like
Exons: 2
Cellular component (GO): nucleus
Molecular function (GO): protein binding; histone methyltransferase activity
Source: RefSeq, a predicted model, not a curated record
GAUAUUUGCUUUAAAAUUGUGACCAAUGCAGUUGUUUUAACAAUGGAGAACGUUUUUCGAACAAAUUUCAUUUCUUUGAAGUACAUCAAUGGAAGGGAACAUCAAAUGCUAUGAAGACACUUCCCAAAGAUUUGUACAUAAAUACCGCUACAAUCCCCAACGCAGGCAGGGGUGUUUUUACAAAGAAAAAAGUUGAAAUUAACACUCGUUUUGGACCAUACAGAGGAGAGGUACUUUCGCUUAAAGACGCAGAGGAUGGAAGGGAUCCUGCGUAUAUGUGGGAGAUUGUACAAGGAGGAAAGGUUGUAUAUUGCAUUGAUGGUAAGGAUCUUGCUCAAGGUAAUUGGAUGAGAUUUGUGAAUUGUGCAAGAUUUGAAGAAGAACAAAACAUAAUUGCAUAUCAAUAUAAUGGAGAAAUUUACUACCGAGUUUAUAAAGAGAUUGAAGCCGAUAAAGAAUUGCUUGUUUGGUAUGGAGAUGAGUAUGCUGAACAGUUGAGAAUAUCC